AUGUUAAAAAUUACAAAAAGGCAAAUAUAUUACUCGUGUGAAAAAAAAAAAUAUUAUACAAAUAGAUUAUACAAAAAAGUGUGCAACAAUUGCUUAAAUUUGAAUAUAAAUAACUUAAAUAAAUGCAUUUAUUGUGAUCAUAUCAUAACUGAUAAUGAUAUUCGAUUAAUAAAAAAUAAUAUUUUUACAGAUAUUAUAAAUGUAAGAAAAGAUUGCAAAUAUUUAGACCAAAAAAAUGUUAAAAACAGUUAUGCUCCAUUAUUAAAUAAUGUAGAAAUUGAUGAUAAGUAUAUUCAUAUUAAAAAUGGGUUCAUAAAUAACUGUAACAUAUUGUAUGUAUAUUAUAACUGUUAUGAUUAUAUUAUAUUAAAUAAUCCUUACAGUAAUUCAUGUCUCAAUCUUAUUGUUUUAUUUAAAGGAAUUAUGUAUGAUGUUAAAAACUUAAAAAGAAAAAAUAUAAGUUGCUUAUUGCAUAUGUAUAAUUAUAUUUACUUUAUAAUAGAUAUAUUUCUAUAUUUUCUUAUAAUUAGCAAAGGGAAAUAUGUCCAUUAUAAAUAUAUGUAUAACAAGUCAACACAUGGUGAUAUAGAUUAUAAUGAAGAAAUAGUAGAAAUUUUGCUUGAAUUAAAUAAAAUUAUUAAGGAAAAGAAGAAAAAUAUAAUUAUAGAUAAGAUUGAUAGUGAAAAAAAAAAUUUAGAAAAUGUAAAUGAAGAAAAUAUAAUAGAAAAAUUAAAUGAAAAUUAUGAAGAUAUAUAUAAAGAUAUAUUAAGAAAUAUUGACAAAUCUAUAUUAAAUAAAUUUUUUAAGAAGUUAGAAGAUGAAAACAUUAAAAAAAAAAUAAAAGCUUUGAAGAAACAUUUAUAUGUAGGUUGCUCAUAUCCAUCUCCUGUAAAUCACUUUUCUAUGCAAAUUUUAUUUCCACCAUUUUCAAAUUAUAAUUUCUUUACUUUUCCUUUUUAUUUUUCUAUUCAGAAAAUUCUUUAUGAUUUGUAUAUAUAUGGCCAUGUCAAAAAUUAUAAUCACUCAGAAAUAAUUAAAAAUGUUUACAAUAACAAGUUAAUGAAAGAAAUAAAAGAAAGUGACACUUUUUCUAAAGAUAUCUUUCAAUUUGAAUGA
Plasmodium relictum is the source of this 1116-nucleotide messenger RNA. Its product is annotated as conserved Plasmodium protein, unknown function. Bases 1 to 1116 code for a protein of 371 amino acids. Lineage: Eukaryota; Apicomplexa; Aconoidasida; Haemosporida; Plasmodiidae. The record is from RefSeq and is a predicted model, not a curated record. The transcript has a single exon.